AUGAUGCUACUAUUGUUUAUGUUAGGCAUUGGAAGCCAGAUAAUUUUCGCAUCAUGCAAUGACUCUGCUAAGGAUAGCAAAGACUACUCCUGCACCUGUAUUGAUGGCUACCUGGCGAACAGAAAAUCACGCUUAAGCGUAGAAGAUGCCUUCAUAGAGUAUGACAUUGUUGAUGAUUACCUUCCAGUUCCACCAGAAGACUUCCUAGUGGCUAGCUUCAUAACGGCUUAUCCAGAUUUAGGGAAUUUUAUACCCCCACUACGUACUGUCGAUGCGAACGCUAUAAGCUAUCCAAAGGCAAAACCAUCUUCAGAAUAUACACUUAUUCUAAUAGAUAUCGAUGCGCCAUCAAAAGACAACAGAGGCUUUGUAAUCGGAAUGUUUGUGAAUAUUCAGGGCAGAAAUUUAUCAGCAAUAAACGUAAAUAAUCUAAACAUUAAUUCAGUGGUGGUACCUUUUACUCCACCUGUGCCAGCUUUAGACAGUGGUAUACAUCGACCCAUAGCUUUGUUAUAUGAACAGAAUGGUUCUAUAAACCCUAAUCGCUUGGAUUUGUUAAGAUUAUCGAGAGACCGCCUCAUUCCAGAUAUUGAAGAGUUUACGAAGAAAUACAACCUUAAAAAUCCUGUAGCUGGUAACUUCUUCGUAACGGAGCUCAGCUCGUGCAGCUCUUCGGAUGAUGGUCGUAAGGAUGAAUGA
Messenger RNA from Leptosia nina, 699 nucleotides. The record is from the annotation of a GenBank genome assembly. NCBI's taxonomy places the organism in Eukaryota, Metazoa, Arthropoda, Insecta, Lepidoptera, Pieridae.